ACACUCCGAUCUCAAAUUUCGUUGUACAGGAAAAAGCAAAGAGCUUUGUUUCCAAAGAGAGAGAAAUCCCGACCCGGAAUCUGACCCGAAAACCCGGAAGAAUCUGAAAAAUGGGCAAGGAUGGUCUGAGCGACGACCAGGUCUCGUCGAUGAAGGAGGCUUUCAUGCUCUUCGACACCGAUGGCGAUGGCAAAAUCGCGCCGGCUGAGCUCGGGAUCCUCAUGCGAUCCCUCGGCGGAAACCCGACCCAGGCCCAGCUGAAAUCCAUCACCGCAUCGGAAAACCUCUCGUCGCCGUUUGAUUUCAACCGAUUCCUAGAUCUCAUGGCGAAACACCUGAAGACGGAACCUUUCGAUCGCCAGCUCCGCGACGCCUUCAAGGUGCUCGACAAGGAAGGUACGGGGUUCGUGGCGGUGGCGGAUCUGAGGCAUAUCCUCACCAGUAUCGGAGAGAAGCUGGAGCCUAACGAGUUCGAUGAGUGGAUCAAGGAGGUUGAUGUUGGAUCCGAUGGGAAGAUCCGGUAUGAGGAUUUCAUAGCCAGGAUGGUCGCUAAGUGAGAUCUAAGUUUGGAAUUUGAAUUUUUGAAAUUUGGAUUCGAAUUUUUAUUUGUUUUUACUCUUGUCUGUUGAUUCGAGCGAAUCCUAGGGAUGUUUGCAAUUGGGAAUUGCUCUGGGAUAGUGUACUAACUUUAUUGUUCUUCCUGUUUGUUUCCUUUCUAAUGGAAAUGUUGUGUGGUGAUUCCUACUUUUUAUUCCAAGAAUGUUUAAAGCU
Messenger RNA from Eutrema salsugineum, 771 nucleotides. Its product is annotated as probable calcium-binding protein CML13. NCBI's taxonomy places the organism in Eukaryota, Viridiplantae, Streptophyta, Magnoliopsida, Brassicales, Brassicaceae. The coding region runs from base 111 to 557 and encodes 148 amino acids. The record is from RefSeq and is a predicted model, not a curated record. The transcript has a single exon. Gene Ontology annotation, molecular function: calcium ion binding. Gene Ontology annotation, cellular component: myosin II complex.